This is a messenger RNA of Gopherus flavomarginatus (Mexican gopher tortoise), 1331 nucleotides long. RefSeq names its product forkhead box P3 (gene FOXP3). Gene Ontology annotation, molecular function: DNA-binding transcription repressor activity, RNA polymerase II-specific; RNA polymerase II cis-regulatory region sequence-specific DNA binding. Gene Ontology annotation, cellular component: nucleus. Lineage: Eukaryota; Metazoa; Chordata; Testudines; Testudinidae. Bases 59 to 1312 code for a protein of 417 amino acids. The transcript is spliced from 11 exons. The record is from RefSeq and is a predicted model, not a curated record. Gene Ontology annotation, biological process: regulation of transcription by RNA polymerase II.
CCGGCCUAUAAAUCCCCGCCCGUGGGGCGGAUUUCGCACUGGUCCCCUGCCAGCCGGGAUGCCGAGGAGCGCUGAGCGCUUGCACCAGGCCCCGAUGCCCAGCCCCACGGCAUCCCGAGUGUCCCAUGGCGACAGCCCCGCUGGCCUGACUGGCGGGGCCCAGACUCGCCCCACGGUGCUCACCCACGGAACGAGUGCCCCCUCCAGGAAGCAGCAGGUGCCACCGUACCCCCUGGCGAUGGGGGACCCCCAAACCACCCCCCACCUCCAGGCUCUGCUGCAGGACACCCAGCGCCAGGCACUGCUCAUCCAACAGAUAUCUCCGGAGCCCAGUGCUCGCCCCUCCAUCCUGCACCUCCAGUCCCCCGGCGUGCUGGUGCUGAGGUCCCACCACGGCUUGACACACGGGAUUAACAUCACGGGCAUGGAGUGGAUUCCGAGGGACCCGCCUGCCCCCUACUCGCCAGACCGGUCCCCCCCACAGCGCUGCCCCAGCCCCAGGGACCACAGCGGGCACACUGAGAGAUACCCCCAGCAGGACCCGCUCUGGGCACAGGACAGGGCAGCCCAGUGCCAGCGGCAGAGGGAGCUGGUCGAGAAUCUGGAGGAGCAGCUGGAGCGGGAGCGGCGGCGCCUGGGGGCCAUGCAGGCCAAGCUGGCCACGACGGAGGCCACGGACCGAGCCCUCGACCCAGCAAUGUCAGCGAAGGGCCAGCGCUGCACCUCCCACCCCCCCAACCCGUCGGGCUGGACCCGGUCCGGAGCCACCCUCCCUGCCCAGAAGGGGGUGCUGCAGCCGCCACUGACCCCCCAGACCCACCCCUGCAUCAGCCACGGCGCCGGCAUCUGCUCAGACCUGGGCCCCACCCUGGAGUUUUAUCGGUUCAGCAGGGCCCGGCCGCCUUUUACCUACGCAAUGCUGAUCCGCUGGGCCAUUCUGGGAUCCCCCCACCGCCAGCUGACGCUGAAUGAGAUUUAUCAAUGGUUCAGCCGCAUGUUCGGCUACUUCCGCCACAACACGGCCACCUGGAAGAACGCCGUGCGGCACAACCUGAGCCUGCACAAGUGCUUCGUGCGAGUGGAGCACGUGAAAGGCGCCGUGUGGACGGUGGACGAGGCCGAGUUCCAGAAGAAGCGGAACCAGCGACCAACCCCGUACGGUGCCCUGGGGUGGGCGGGGCCUCCCGUUAGCCACGCCCAGGGACCACCAGCUAUUAGCCACACCCCCAGGAGGAUCCAGCAGGGUGGGUGGGGCCACCCGUUAGCCACGCCCCCAGGGGAAUCCAACAGGGUGGGUGGGGCCACCCGUUAGCCACGCCCCCAGGGGAAUC